Molecule: messenger RNA, 522 nt
Organism: Schistosoma bovis
Lineage: Eukaryota; Metazoa; Platyhelminthes; Trematoda; Strigeidida; Schistosomatidae
Source: the annotation of a GenBank genome assembly
AUGGGAUUACCAUUAGAGUUAUUUACUGGAGAAAUGGAUUCACCAAAUGAAGAAUCAAUAAGAAAUAUCAUUCAUUGUAACAUUUUGUCUACAGUAAUGAUGACAAGCAUCAUUAUACCCAAGAUGUUAACACAGAAAGGACCUAAUCCUGGUAUUAUAAACCUUGCAUCUUAUUCAGCACUUAGAACAACUCCAUAUUUAACUGUAUAUUCUUCAACAAAAGCGUUUAUCAUACAAUUUUGUAAAUGUUUAUCUGCUGAGACAUAUCGAAAGAAUGUGAUUAUACAGACAUUAUGUCCAUUAAUUAUCUAUGCCACAAUGACUGAACAUGAAAAACCAUCAUAUUUUAAUCCAUCGGCUAAGUCAUUUGUUCAUAGUGCAUUAAAUAUGUAUGGUGUAGUACAACAAACUACUGGUUAUAUAUUACAUGAAUAUAAAGCUUAUUUAUUUGAUUUAUUACCAACAUCAUUGUGGAUAUUAUUGACAUAUGCUAGAGUGAAUGCACGUAAGAAAUAUGUAUAA